AUGUAUGCAUUUAGUGAGGGACUGUCUUACAACCAAACGAGGAAGGAGCUAGCCUGUGAUGAUGGCCUAGUAGUUUCUGACAGAACUGUGGCUGACUGGUUCAGUUAUUGCCGGGAAACAAUUUCCAUUUUUGAACUGGAAAAUCAAAAGGCCCAAGGGAAGAUAGGUGGCCCUAAUAAAGUGGUUCAAAUAGAUGAAUCUAAAUUUGGUAAAAGGAAGUUUAACCGUGGGAGACAUAUUGAAGGACAUUGGGUUAUUGGCAUGAUUGAAGAUGGCAAUGACGAUCUGCGGCUUAAGGAUGUUUCAAUGCCUCGACCAACUGAAGGUAAUAAUGUUCAUCAAGAAACUGGAAAUAAUGAUAAUGAUGCCAGCCUACCAUCCACUUCAAGAUCAGAGCAGAAUCUUCAGUUGCCUGAUGAAGAGAAUUCUACUGCAAUGUCUAAUAGAUCCGAGGCUUUUGUGUCUUCUGAUGACGAACCACUAUCUACCAGUGCGCGCAGUACAAUUACACAGAGCACGAGUGCUUUGUCAACUGAAGCUUUGGAUAGUGGAUUACAAACUGGAUCCCAAAAAAGAAAACGUAAAGAAAAUCAAUCUUUAACCGAAUAUCAGCGUCGAAUGAUCCAAAUCGAAGAAGAUAAAAUUAAAGCGUUUAAGGAGAAAGAAAAAGAAGUUGAUGAUGAAGAUUUACUAUUUUUGAAAUCGCUAGCUCCAUAUUUUAAAUAUAUGAAUCCAGUGCAAAAAUUAAGAUUAAAAAGUAAACUACAGAAUACAAUAGCAGACGAAAUUUCUCUAGCUAUGCCAUCACCCCUUUCAAACUCUUCAUCUACUAUGUCAAUGUCAAUCAUACCUUCACCUGUGCAUGCAUCGUCACAUCCAUCCAUGGCACCACCGACAAACACACAACAAUUCUACGAAUCAUUUAAUGCUGAAUAUGAUUCUUGA
This is a messenger RNA of Parnassius apollo (apollo), 945 nucleotides long. Lineage: Eukaryota; Metazoa; Arthropoda; Insecta; Lepidoptera; Papilionidae. The record is from the annotation of a GenBank genome assembly.